Molecule: messenger RNA, 588 nt
Organism: Parnassius apollo (apollo)
Lineage: Eukaryota; Metazoa; Arthropoda; Insecta; Lepidoptera; Papilionidae
Source: the annotation of a GenBank genome assembly
AUGAAGAAAGUUCAGGAAAUAAUAGAGAGUCGUGGAGAUGGACUGGUAGUAGCGCCAAUGAGAAACAAAAACCCUCUUGUUGUCCUAAAAGAUGUGUUUGUUGAUAGUGAAGACGACGAUAUAAUCGAGGCGCUCUACGCGCAGAAUAAAGAAAUUUUCGUGGGCCUACCUGAAGUGGACAAGGAAAUGCUGAUAAAAUUCAAAAAACGUACCAGAAAUCCCAAAACAGUGCACAUUAUCCUUCAGGUAAAGCCUAACGUAUGGCAGAGGAUGACGGAGGCUGGAGCCCUCUAUCUAGACCUACAAAGGGUCAGGGUCGAGGACCAGCCUCCGCUCAUCCAAUGCACGAAGUGCCUUGCAUUCGGACAUGGUCGGAAAUUUUGCACCGAGAGUGUGGACAGAUGCAGUCACUGUGGAGGACCGCAUCUCCGCGAGAAAUGCGCAGACUUUACUGCAGGUAAUGAACCACAGUGCUGCAACUGCUCACACUGUGGACUGCGGAAGACCGACCAUAAUGCGUUUAGUGCUGACUGCCCAGUGCGGAAAAAGUGGGACUACUUGGAUAGAGCAAACACGGCCUAUGCCUAA